Messenger RNA from Myotis myotis, 2591 nucleotides. RefSeq names its product VPS33B late endosome and lysosome associated (gene VPS33B). The record is from RefSeq and is a predicted model, not a curated record. Gene Ontology annotation, biological process: intracellular protein transport; vesicle-mediated transport. Gene Ontology annotation, cellular component: CORVET complex; lysosome. The transcript is spliced from 24 exons. NCBI's taxonomy places the organism in Eukaryota, Metazoa, Chordata, Mammalia, Chiroptera, Vespertilionidae. The coding region runs from base 328 to 2319 and encodes 663 amino acids.
AAAGUCCCGGAAGUCGCUCCUGCCUGUCAGAAGGCGGUGUUCUCUCUGCAGCAGGGAAGCCCGGAAUCCCGCUCGCCGGCGGAGUGGAGCAGGGAGGGCCGAGUCGGGACUGGGGGGCGGGCGGCCGGCCUGGGGCGAGGGUGUCCCGAGGCUGCCGCUGUCUGGCCCGGAGGUGGCCAUUCAUUCCUGGAGCGCAGCUGAAGCGUGAGGGCCCCUUCCGUGCCCGGCCUUGAAGGAGCCACCCUGCGCUUACCCGGGGCUGUGCCGGCCUUCCGAGAGCGGAGGGCGACCCUCUUCGGACACCCCGCGGCUCAGGUGACCGCGGCCAUGGCUUUCCCCCACCGGCCGGACGCCCCAGAGCUGCCUGACUUCUCCAUGCUCAAGAGGCUGGCCCGGGACCAGCUCAUCUAUCUGCUGGAGCAGCUUCCAGGAAAAAAGGACUUGUUCAUUGAGGCCGAUCUCAUGAGCCCUUUGGAUCGAAUCGCCAGCGUCUCCAUCCUAAAGCAACACGAAGUAGACAAGCUGUACAAGGUGGAGAACAAGCCAGUCCUGAGCUCCAGUGAACAGAGCUCCGGGUACCCCAGAGGGGCCACAUGCUGGGCACAGUGUCCCUGCUGUCGGGAGGGGAGUCCGUGGUCAGAGCAGGCCCGGCUGUGGCGAGGCUGGGAACGGUCGGCCGGGCGAGAGGAGCAGAUGGUGAAAGAAUUGUGUUUCUUGGUCAGACCCCGCAUCAAGAACAUGCGAUACAUAGCCAAUCUCGUCAAUGCUGACAAGUUGGCCGGCCGAACGCGAAAAUACAAAGUGAUCUUCAGCCCUCAGAAGUUUUAUGCCUGUGAGAUGGUGCUUGAGGAAGAGGGGAUCUAUGGAGAUGUGAGCUGCGACGAAUGGGCCUUCUCUUUGCUGCCUCUCGAUGUGGAUCUGCUGAGCAUGGAGCUCCCUGAAUUUUUCAGGGACUACUUCCUGGAGGGAGACCAGCGCUGGAUCAACACUGUGGCCCAGGCCCUGCACCUCCUCAGCACUCUCUACGGCCCCUUUCCGAACUGCUACGGGAUCGGCAGGUGCGCCAAGAUGUCACAUGAAUUGUGGAGGAACCUGGAGGAGGAGGAGGACAGUGAAACCAAAGGCCGGAAGCCAGAAAUUGGCCACAUCUUCCUCCUGGACAGAGACGUGGACUUUGUGACGGCACUGUGCUCCCAGGUGGUUUACGAGGGCCUGGUGGACGACACGUUCCGCAUCAAGUGUGGGAGCGUCGACUUUGGCCCAGAAGUCACAUCCUCUGACAAGAGCCUGAAGGUGCUGCUCAACGCCGAGGACAAGGUGUUUCAUGAGAUUCGGAACGAGCACUUCUCCAACGUCUUCGGCUUCCUGAGCCAGAAGGCCCGGAACCUGCAGGCCCAGUACGACCGCCGCCGAGGCAUGGACAUCAAGCAGAUGAAGAACUUCGUGUCCCAGGAGCUGAAGGGCCUGAAGCAGGAGCACCGCCUGCUGAGUCUGCACAUCGGGGCCUGUGAGUCCAUCAUGAAGAAGAAGACCAAGCAGGACUUCCAGGAGCUCAUCAAGACCGAGCAUGCGCUGCUGGAGGGCUUCAGCAUCCGGGACAGCACCAGCUACAUCGAGGAGCACAUCGACCGGCAGGUGUCGCCCAUAGAAAGCCUUCGCCUCAUGUGCCUCUUGUCCAUCACCGAGAAUGGUUUGAUCCCCAAGGAUUACCGAUCCCUGAAGACACAGUAUCUGCAGAGCUAUGGCCCCGAGCACCUGCUGACCUUCUCCAACCUGCGGCGCGCGGGGCUCCUGACGGAGCAGGCCCCCGGGGACACCCUCACCGCUGUGGAGAGCAAAGUGAGCAAGCUGGUGACAGACAAGGCUGCAGGAAAGAUCACUGAUGCCUUCAGCUCUCUGGCCAAGAGGAGCAAUUUUCGUGCCAUCAGCAAGAAGCUGAAUUUGAUCCCGCGUGUGGAUGGCGAGUACGAUCUGAAGGUGCCACGCGACAUGGCGUAUGUCUUCAGUGGCGCUUAUGUGCCCCUCAGCUGCCGCGUCAUUGAGCAGGUGCUGGAGCGGCGGAGCUGGCAGGGCCUGGACGAGGUGCUGCGGCUGCUCAACUGCAGCGAGCUGGCCUUCACAGGCGGGACCAAGGAUGACAAGGCUCCCAGCGAGUCCCUGCGCCUCAUCCUGGUGGUGUUCCUGGGGGGCUGCACCUUCUCCGAGAUCUCAGCCCUGCGGUUCCUGGGCAGAGAGAAAGGGUUCAGGUUCAUUUUCCUGACGACAGCAGUCACCAACAGCGCUCGCCUCAUGGAGGCCAUGAGCGAGGUGAAAGCCUGAAGCUGCCCCUGGAUGCGCUCCCCAGGGGCUGCAGGAGGGGGUGCAGCUGCCGACUCCAGGCCCCCCCCCCGCCAGCCACCCUGCUCCAGGCUGGGGAACCGGACUUGUUUGGGAUUUAGGGGACACAUCAGAGGAGGGAGUCCCCUGCCCAAGGAUGUUUUCCUGUUUUGGUUAUGAAGUACAGCCCAUGCUGAGAAGACAUGGAGGAGGAGGAUCUUUUGCUACAUCCUGUUUGAGUCUCAUUGUAAAUAAAGCCUCUAUGUUCAAUGUCA